AUAGUAAUGCGCUCUUGGUGGUACAUCAAUAGUUUAUAUAUUCUUAUAGUCACAGCACUGCCGGAUGUUUACCAGAAUCAGUAACGUCGAGAAGUACGAGUUAUUAAGUUGUUUUAUUUGCUGAAAUAUAUUAGAACUCAAGUUCAUCGCGCAUGACGUGCUCGCGAGCCACGAUGACUUUCUCGAAAGCAUGACAAGCCCAGUAUCAUUUAAAGCAUGUCUGCGCCGUGCUGUCCUUCGUGUGUGUUUUCACUCUCCUCCAACUUCGACUUGUUAAGGACAUAUUUCCACUAACUAUGCGGACCUGUCUCGGCAGUUGGCUAGUGUUGACCUUUCUGAUAGCCUGGUGCCGAUGGACAGCAGCCAGGACGUGCCUAGAUGACCAGCUGGAUGCCGCUUCCAAGGCUCAUCUUGCCCCUAUCGUGUUUCAGGGUCGUCUUCUAAAAGUUUCUUCUGUUGAUAAAGUUGCGCAGUUUCGUGUCAAGAGAAGCUACAAGAGAAAUGAAAAUGUAGUGUUACAGAAAAAAGAUGUGGCAUUUCUGAAAUUUCUGAAUGAUAACUCUUGCACUGAUACUUUCAGUGAAAAGGACUUAGAGCGGAAUAGCAAGUACAUCAUUUUCGCAGCACCGCAAUCACCAGCGCGGCCCGGAAACUCCGGGAAGAAAAGUUUAAUAGCCGUGGCUAAGCCGUUGCGGAAGAGUCGAAAGACAAACAAAGCAGUUAAGAGAGUAUUGUGUCAAGGAUGUGCCAAGCCACCAUCAACGAAAAUGCAUCAUGCCAAGAUCAAAACUCGGCGGAAGGCCAGAAUCAGGUUGCGAUGUACAGUCGGAGGAAACCCCCCGCCCAAAGUCCAGUGGUAUAAAAAUAAGAAACUCAUCAGAGAGAAUAAAAGGAUUAAAAUAAGAACGAAAGGGCGAUAUUCAAUGUUAAUUAUCAAACGAGUUCGGCAACGGGAUGGCGGCUGGUAUAAAUGUCGAGCAUCGAGUGUCUUGUCCCCACCAGCUGACAGCAUGACUGAAGUUAUUGUCCAGACGAAAAGGCCCAAGAAUCUACCCAAACAGAGGAAUAAAUCUCCACACUGGCAAUUCAAAGGACGACCAUGUGAUGUCCAGUCCUAUUGUCUGAACGGAGGGAAGUGUACCAUGAUCGAGUCUCUGCAGGAACGGGUGUGUGAAUGUGCCGAUGGGUAUAUAGGGCACCGGUGCGAACACAAAGAUACGACGUACACGAUAGAUAAACUUACAAGGUCCUCCUCGCAUUCUUCUUCUUCUCCAUCCAAUAACGGAAAACCGAGGUCUGGAUCAUUUGCUUCAGUAGCAUCACGCCGAAGAAAAGUUCAGAGGAAGUCACAAAAAAAUGCGCCUCUGGAUUCGUCGGACAUCGUUGCCACUACAAAAGUACUAGAGGGAUACUGGGGGAAAUAGAGUCACCUCAGGAACGAGGGUGAUGUCAGUAUAGUAUCAUCAUACUUGGAGAGGAAGUAUCAGUGUCUUCAAUUUUUCUGUGGUCAUUUAGUGUUUGUUUUAAAUUUUACUGGGAUUGUUUCAUACAAAUUACACCUAAUAAUGGAUAAGCCAAAAGCCUAAUAUAUAUAUAUAUAUACAGAUGUUUUAAAUGUACAAAUAUGAUCUUCACUUUAUGUCUGAGGCUGACAUUACAUCAGCAUCGCAUUUGAAGAGUUAGACAACGAAGAAGGAAUAUCGAACAGUGCACAUAGGUAACCGAAUCUCCUUUACUUGAAACCUAGGAGCUGGUCUCGCUGGGUAGUUUUAGAAACUUAUACAUCAUACUAAAGCAAUCCCCAUCAUGAAGAUACCGAGAAACGUUAUUAAAAGAGGAGGUAUGUUUUAGUUGUCAAGACUUUAUCUUUGAGCGUUUAAUUAUUAUAGAAAAAUUCCAGGCAGUCAUAAAGUUUCGUUAGUCAACAACAAUCAUGGAUCAAAUUAUAGUAGUGUAUUCGUUCAAUACCUGUUUUUACCCACCCAAAGAAAGAAAGAAAGAAAGAAGACACACAGGUGAGAAAACAUUUCUUCAGCGCCAAAAAAUAUAAGUCGCUUGAGCAAAGUAACCUAGUUCAAGUUAUAAGACAUUAAAAUAAUUAUUGCUGUGUUCACCAGAUCAUAUCGCCACUAUCUAUGGGUGUAAUUUGUGUGAAGCCAUUCUCUUAGAAAAAUGAGUAAAGGUUGUAAAAUAAUAAAGGACAACAACAGUCAAUAUGUUUCACUGCAGUCAUUGUGUUAAGUGAAGGCAGCUGUUAAGUUUAAUAUGCCUUCAACUUUCAUAUAAACUUCAACAAGGAAGCAAAGAGAAUAUACUUGGCUUCCUGGGAUGCCGAUACUCCUCUCCAAACUAAGCUUUAUGUGGUAACUUUAAUAGGCAUCACCGUAUAAGGCUUUUGUGAAGAAAAAAAAA
Molecule: messenger RNA, 2412 nt
Organism: Limulus polyphemus (Atlantic horseshoe crab)
Lineage: Eukaryota; Metazoa; Arthropoda; Merostomata; Xiphosura; Limulidae
Product: protein vein-like
Exons: 11
Coding region: 297-1424 (375 amino acids)
Biological process (GO): animal organ development; intracellular signal transduction; nervous system development
Molecular function (GO): signaling receptor binding
Source: RefSeq, a predicted model, not a curated record